Stegastes partitus (bicolor damselfish) is the source of this 742-nucleotide messenger RNA. It is a transcript of the gene sgpp2, whose product is annotated as sphingosine-1-phosphate phosphatase 2. Gene Ontology annotation, cellular component: endoplasmic reticulum membrane. NCBI's taxonomy places the organism in Eukaryota, Metazoa, Chordata, Actinopteri, Pomacentridae. Gene Ontology annotation, biological process: sphingosine metabolic process. The record is from RefSeq and is a predicted model, not a curated record. The annotation marks the transcript as partial. Gene Ontology annotation, molecular function: sphingosine-1-phosphate phosphatase activity. The transcript has 4 exons.
GAUGCGCCCUGCCUGGGCUCAUAUCUCCCUCCAGAAGCUGUCCCGAGCAGACAGUCCUCACCGCUCACGUCUUCUGUCUGGUCCACCUGACAUGCAGGAGCUCCUGGCUUACCUCCAGGACCCGGAGCUCGUGGCCCGGUUCCAGAGACGAUGCGGACUCUUCCUCGUCGGAGGCGCGCAUCACGGGACCGGGGGCCGCGCCGGAGCCCCGGUCGGUGCUGAGGGCCCACGUGGAGGUCUGAGGGGCAGCUGGGACCAGCAGGACUCCAACUCCAACUACAAGUACAAAGAGAACGGAUGUGCUGUUAGUGACUCCAGCAAGCCUCGCUAUGAGGUGAGGAACUGGCUGCUGCACAUCCUCUUCCUGGUCUCGGCUGGCCUCGGUCACGAAAUCUUCUACAUCACCUGCCUGCCCUGCAUUCACUGGAGCCUGGACCCCUUCCUGUGCCGACGCCUCGUCAACAUGUGGGCCCUGGUGAUGUACGUCGGCCAGGUGAUGAAGGACGUGCUGAAGCUGCCUCGUCCUCUCUCACCACCUGUGGUCAAGCUGGAGACACGAGUGGACGCGGAGUACGGCCUGCCCUCCACCCACGCCAUGGCAGCCACCUCCAUCUCCUUCACGCUGUUAUUAAGCGCCCCCUCCAGAUUACAGUUCCAGUUCGAGGUGGGUCUGCUGAUCGCAGUGACGCUGUCGUCCUUGGUAUGUCUGAGUCGCCUCUACACCGGCAUGCACUCAGUGUUG